Molecule: messenger RNA, 1631 nt
Organism: Drosophila serrata
Lineage: Eukaryota; Metazoa; Arthropoda; Insecta; Diptera; Drosophilidae
Gene: bond
Product: elongation of very long chain fatty acid james bond protein
Biological process (GO): sphingolipid biosynthetic process; fatty acid elongation, polyunsaturated fatty acid; fatty acid elongation, saturated fatty acid
Cellular component (GO): endoplasmic reticulum membrane
Molecular function (GO): fatty acid elongase activity
Source: RefSeq, a predicted model, not a curated record
UUGUCAUUAGAGACCCAAACUGCGAUCUAAGCAAGCCCUGAUUACAAACUUGCCAGAUCAGUUGGACUUGGAUUAAAAUUAAUUCCACUCGCUGGACCGACUGGAUAAAUCUAUGCGAAUUGAGCAGCUAAUUAUACAAGGCGAUCGAACUAGUCGAGAAUCGAGAAUCUUCUGCUGCCCGGUGGACGAGGACAAGUUCCGGUUCUAGUUGGCUAGUUGCCAAAUUGCAGUUCGAAUCAGCCACGAUGACCACCUACAUGCAGAUUGUUGAGGAGCGCAUCUCCGGCCUGUCCAAGGGCGUGGAUGAAACGGUGGACAGCUGGUUCCUCAUGAGCUCCCCGGCGCCGGUGGUGGGCGUGGUGCUUGUCUAUCUUGCAUUUGUGUUAAAGAUCGGACCCGAGUACAUGAAGAAUCGCAAACCGAUGGAUCUUAAGCGUAUUAUGGUGUUCUACAAUGCCUUCCAGGUCUGCUACUCCAUUUGGAUGUGUCGCACGUCCAUCCGGGAAAGCAAUGUGAUGGCCUCGAUCUUCUCGAAGAAGUGCGAGAUUACCCGCACCCGGGAGCAGACCCUUGGCCUGUACUCCGGCGCCUGGUUCUACUUCUUCUCAAAGAUCAUCGAUCUGCUGGACACGACAUUCUUUGUGCUGCGCAAGAAGGACAACCAGAUAUCGUUCCUCCAUGUCUACCACCACACAGUGACGGCUCUCUUCUCGUGGGCCUACUUGAAGUAUGUGCCCGGUGAGCAGGGCGUGAUCAUUGGCAUCCUCAACUCCGGUGUGCACAUCAUCAUGUACUUCUACUACAUGGUGGCCGCCAUGGGACCCCAGUACCAGAAGUACCUCUGGUGGAAGAAGUACAUGACCAGCAUCCAGCUCAUCCAGUUUGUCCUCAUCCUUGGCUACAUGUUGGCUGUCGGCGCCAAGGGUUGCAACAUGCCCAAGACACUGACCUUCUUCUUCGUGGGCAACACGGUCAUCUUCCUAUAUCUUUUCGGCAACUUCUACCGCAAGACCUACAAGAAGGCCAAGACUGUGAAUGCCUCGGGAUCGGCGACGGGCAGCAGUUUGGCCAAGUCCGCUCUGCGGGCUGCCGGCGGAAUGGGAUGCAUGCCGCAGACGAUGAACGUGGGCAAUGGAAAGACGGCCAUCAGUCUGCAGAAUUCGAUGCCAGGAAAGGCCUACAUCGAUCUGAACAACAACAGCGUGAAGCCAAUGAAGGCGGAGUGAGACCGACCGAGAGCUAGAAGAUUUCCAGGGGUUUCAUUUAGCAAUUACUUUCGUAGCGCGGGGCUUCAGAAGUUAGUUCGUAAGGUAUCCAUAUCCAUAUCCGUAUCUGUAUCUGUAUCUUUAUCGGUAUCUGUAUCUAUAUCUGUUUUUCUGUAAUCUCUGCAUGUAGGAGGAUCGGCCAGCGUAAUGUUUAUGCCGGACAGACGAAGAUAUUUCAAACCCAAAAGUAGCUAGAACCCUAAGUGUGCGAAUGUUUUGUUUACGUGUUUAUGUUUUUCUAGCCAGAGUGCCUGUGUGUGUGUGUGUGCGAGUGUGUGUGCCAGGGAAUGUGUUAUAGAGUUUAUUAAUGAAAUGCAGCCGUAAAUCGUUUCUCGAAACAAGAACAAGAAAAAUUCAAUAAAACUU